This is a messenger RNA of Monoraphidium neglectum, 1149 nucleotides long. RefSeq lists its product as hypothetical. Lineage: Eukaryota; Viridiplantae; Chlorophyta; Chlorophyceae; Sphaeropleales; Selenastraceae. The record is from RefSeq and is a predicted model, not a curated record. Bases 1 to 1149 code for a protein of 382 amino acids. The transcript has 5 exons.
AUGACCAACCACUCCUACCUGGUGGAAGGGUCCAAGGGGCGCAUCUUUCUGAAGCAAGCUGAGGCCUGCCACAGUGUCGAGACCGCGAUUCCCCUCAGCCUGGCCCGCCUCGCAACGGAGGCCAUUGGCAUGCGUCUUGGCCAGGCUUGCGCGCCGGAGGCCGUCCCGCCGUGCCUGCACUACGAUGGGCAAGCAAACAUAGUGGCCGCAGAGUUUGUGCAGGGGCGCGAGGUGCUGCCUGCCGCCCUGCUCAAGGGCGCCAUAUUUCCUGGCCUCGCCUGCAGCCUGGGCUCCGCUCUUGCACGGCUCGCGGCCGGCACGACGCGGGAGGCGCUGGGGCACAAGGCGUUUGGCGCUCUGGAGGCGGUGGCCGCAGCAAGCUCGAGCGUUGCUGAUCUCAUGGAGGAUCUAGUGCUCUAUUUGCCGUUUGACCGCGCCGCGCCCCACAACCGCUGGCCGGCUGAGCUGGACGCUGAGGUGGAGGCCCUCGUACACGGCGACGCCGCCCUAAUGCGCGAGGUCGAGUGCAUGCGGCGGCUGCGCAGCGGCGGCGGCAGCCCCUGCUUCGCCCACACAGACGUCUGGCUCAACAACAUCCUCGUCCCGGAGUGGCCCGAGGGGGGUGGCGGCGGCAGCCAGCAGCAGGAGGUGGUGCCGACCAUCGUGGAUUUUGAGUUCGGGGCGAUCGCGCCGACCAGCUACGACAUCGGGCACACGCUAGGGAUGCUUGUGCUGGCUGCGUUCCUCGUGCGCGCGUACAGCGACGGCGCGGACGGCGGCGCCGUGCCGGGUGCGCGGCGGCGCGAGCAGGAGGACUGGCUCCUGGCAUCCGUCGGUGAAGCCUGGGCCGAAUUCGAGCGCGUGUGGCGCGGCCUGCAGCAGCGGCGCUCGCCCUGGAGGCAGCGGGCCGCGCUGCCGCCGCCGCCGCUUCUCGCGGACGCGCUUGGGUUUGCUGGUUGCACCGUGAUUCGGUGGGCAAUCGGGCAGUUCAACAUUUUCAGGAGCCUGGGUGUGGGGGAUGCAAGUGGCGCUGCGCACUGCGCCGCCGUGCGGCGCGCGGUGCACGCGGGGGCUGCCAUGCUUCGGGGGCGGCACGCCAUCAAGAGCGCAGAUGAGGUGGCAGACAUUGCACGUGCUGAGCUGGCAUGA